Messenger RNA from Parastagonospora nodorum SN15, 135 nucleotides. RefSeq lists its product as hypothetical. Bases 1 to 135 code for a protein of 44 amino acids. The transcript has 2 exons. The record is from RefSeq and is a predicted model, not a curated record. Lineage: Eukaryota; Fungi; Ascomycota; Dothideomycetes; Pleosporales; Phaeosphaeriaceae.
AUGUCUAAUAACCAAGAUCUGAAGAUGGACCAGGUGUUCAACGUCAAGGACAAGGUUGCUCUUGUGACUGGUGGAGGAUCAGGCAUCGGCACGGUGACGGUGGACGGCGGAUACGCGAUACAAGUUGGAAACUAA